Messenger RNA from Fimicolochytrium jonesii, 898 nucleotides. RefSeq lists its product as uncharacterized. The transcript has a single exon. Gene Ontology annotation, cellular component: nucleus; cytoplasm. Bases 193 to 708 code for a protein of 171 amino acids. The record is from RefSeq and is a predicted model, not a curated record. Lineage: Eukaryota; Fungi; Chytridiomycota; Chytridiomycetes; Spizellomycetales; Powellomycetaceae.
CGCGGAAGCAAACCCAUUCAUGUAAGCCUUGACGUUUGAUUAUUUCCGAGCAGAAUCCCUUCUGACCCGCGCUCUUUUUCAACAGAUGUCUCUCAAUAUUUCAAAGGUCCUUACUACCGCUGGUUGCCAUCGUCAGCUUACGAUGUAGGAGAGAAGACAGCGUUGAACGCUGUCAACCACAUCUUGAAGAAGAUGUACGAAAUCGGAGGCGACUUUGACGGCAUUCUCGGUUUCUCGGAAGGCGCCAGCAUCGUCGAAUUAGCCGACCGCCUUGUCACGUUCGGACGCAUUCCCCGGAAAUGGAAGUUCAGUGUCCUCAUCAGUGCUUGCCACGUCAAGGCUCGAGGGCCCGCUGUGCCUUCCUGGCUCCGUGACUCGGGCAGUGCCGCGGACGGCAAAUAUCUUCAAGUCCCUUCCGUACAUGUCGUCAGUUCCGAGGACUAUCUGUUCCGGCGCAGCGUAGACGUUGAACGUGGGUACCAGCCGGAGUUGCGUCAGGUCGUCACCCAUGACAUCGGACACCAAAUCCCGCACACUCCUGGGUUCACCAACAAGUUAGCCGGGCGUAUUAUCGAGGCUGCAAGGAUGGGGGCCGAAGCAUCGAAUGCCUCCCCUCUUCUGAAGGUAGAUGAUGCCCUUGAAUCCAUCAGGACGACCUACAAGGCCAAGCGAGGUUUCUUCAAGUUGUUCGGCAAGCACAAUGGUUGAGUAACUAUAUGUAGCUGAAUGUCGAAGAAAUGGCGCAAGAGCAUCAAUGCGAAUGCAUUCACCAAUACUCUAGUUUGUUAUUACUUCUUGAUAGACAAGCCACUCCUCAUGAUUACAAUGCGCUACGUAGACGUAGAACAGAGAGCCUCAUAGUAAUUUAUACUUUAAUCGAUAAUAUCUUUUCGUAGUA